This is a messenger RNA of Trifolium pratense (red clover), 1330 nucleotides long. Its product is annotated as phytochrome-interacting ankyrin-repeat protein 1-like. The transcript has 3 exons. Bases 581 to 1099 code for a protein of 172 amino acids. The record is from RefSeq and is a predicted model, not a curated record. Gene Ontology annotation, molecular function: protein binding. Lineage: Eukaryota; Viridiplantae; Streptophyta; Magnoliopsida; Fabales; Fabaceae.
AAGUUAUAACACACCACACCACAACACAACUUGGAAACAAACUUGAUUCAUACACAUCUUCUUCUGUUAUUAGGGUUUCAUAUCCCUCCUUAUCUGCCCCCUUUACACUCUUCAAUCUUCGUCCCAAUGAAACCAGGAUUCAUCUGAUUCCUCUUCAACCACACUCCUUCUUCCUCUUCACCAAUCCCUUUUCCCUAAUUCGAUCACCAAUUAUCAUGAAUCCAAUCUUCGUUGUUCAUAAUCUUCGCGUUUUCGGUCCUGGCUUGAAUCCCUUUGCACCUUACUGUUUGUCCAAUCAUUCCCUUCACGCUCGUUAAUUCUCUUCUUUUAACAACUCUUAAGCUUCUUUUUUCAAAACCCUUUCUCUUCAAUUCCAAUUUCUUCCUCAAUAACAUGUAAAAUUCGAGUCUUUUUUCAAAUUUAGGGUUUUUAUUUUCUCCUAAUAAUCUGAUUGCAUACACGUUGGGAAUCUAGGGUUUGAGUUUGAGUGUUUCUUUUCUUUUUUUUUUUGUUUCAACUUCUAUUGUUUUGAUUUUGAUUUAUCGUAAUUGCUGUGUUUGCGUUGAUUGUUGAGAGAAACAUGCUUGAGGAACGGCCAAUUACGUUGAGACAAAGUCCUUCGAGAAGGAGAUUGUUGAGGCCUGGUGUUGGUACUGAUGAUAGAGGUUGGACCUCACUUCAUGUUUAUUCACGGAAAGGUGAUAUCAAAGUGGUAAAAAAACUUCUCAACGAAGGAAUGGAUGUUAAUGUGAGUGCAUGGGGCCCUAAAUCUAAAGGAGUGACCCCUCUCCACCUUGCCGCAGAAGGUGGUCACCUUGGAGUGAUGGAUGAACUGCUUGAGCGUGGUGCCAAUAUUGAUGCCAGGACUAAGGGUGCUUGUGGCUGGACACCACUCCACAUUGCAGCUAAAGAGAGAAAUAGGGAUGCUGUGAAAUUCUUGGUAGAGAAUGGAGCAUUCUUGCCACCAGAUAUGAAUGAUAGCAGAUUUAAUCCGCCUCUUCAUUACUGCCCAGGACUUGAAUGGGCCUAUGAGGAAAUGAAACGACUUCGACGGGAAGAAUUGUCUCCGGGGGAGACAUCUUGCAGCUCAGAAAAUUAAUUUGCUUUUCAGCGUUUCAGUUUAUUUUUGGCUCUCCUGUGUGAAUUAAUGUAGAAUUGAAAUAAACAAACUUACUAUGCAUAAGUUUCGUCAAGUAUUCGAAUAUGUUGGGAUGGAUACAGUGAUCUAAUCAUUUAUUCAUGGUGUGUGCACACUAAACCUUGUUCCCAGUUGUGGAAUUUCCGUUGUUAUGAACAAUGUUACAAUCGUAAGGCUUGUUUGGUUGAGUAA